CGAUGCUCGACAGUGGACCUCAAAACAGAGUGGCAGUUGGCUAUGUGGCUAGCUAGAGCAUGUAUUUGAUUCAAAUAUGGAAAAGAAGAGGUUUAAUAUCAACCUAGACGACUCUGCCUUCACAAAAGAAAGAGCCCCGGUGAAACCCCUGUUCCAGCCUUCCUCUAAGGCAGGCCAGAGUGCAUCAUCAUCAUCAUCAUCAACCACCUCUGAGACCACAGCUCAGCCUGCACCCCCGUCUGCUGGCCAACCGCUAUCAUACGCGGAGUUCAUUGUCCAGAGCAAAGGCCAUGCUGCACCUCCGCUUCCACGGGUCCCCUCGGCUCCGCAGAGAGUGGGGCAGUCCAGGGUGGACGCUGGGACUGGGAUAGAGACCGGGACUGGCAGUUUGAAGCAGGGUCCCAGUCAAGGAGUACAAGGUGGGCCUGAUGGUACAUGGUGUGAGAGGCCUCAGGACCAGGACCAGGCCCAGGGGACAGAGUGUCCGGGUUCUGGUGGGCCACCAGGGGUUACAGAGGGAGAGGAGGGGCAGAGGGCUGGGACCGAGCAGAAGCAGGAGGAGGGUCAAAGGGCAGAGGGCAGCAACAUCCUGGGUCAUCCUAAACCAGUGGGGUCUGGUAAUAGUAUCAUAGUCAGCCCCAGACAGAGAGGAAACCCCAUUCUGAAGUUUGUGAGGAGUGUGCCUUGGGAGUUUGGAGAAGUGGUCCCUGACUAUGUCCUGGGACAGACAACCUGCGCUCUCUUCCUCAGUCUGAGGUACCACAACCUCAACCCCAGCUACAUCCACGACCGUCUCAAACUGCUGGGCCAAACCUUCACCCUCAGGGUUCUACUGGUGCUAGUUGAUGUGAAAGACCCUCACCAUUCUCUGAAAGAGCUGGCUCGUAUCUGCAUCAUGGCUGACUGCACUCUCAUCCUGGCCUGGAGUCCAGAGGAGGCGGGGCGUUACCUGGAGACGUAUAAGUCCUAUGAGAAGAAACCAGCUGAUCUGCUGAAGGAACAUGUGGAGAAAGACUACCUGUCUAAGGUGACAGACUGUCUGACCACUGUGAAGUCUGUCAACAAGACUGACUCCACCACUCUGCUGUCUACCUUUUCUUCCUUAGAGGGGAUCAUCGAUGCGUCUAAAGAAGACCUGGUUCUCUGUCCUGGACUGGGACCACAGAAGGCCAGACGCCUCUAUGACGUGCUACACCAGCCCUUCCUCAAGGCCAGGAAGAAAGACGGCUGACCCACAGACGGUCCUUACUACUGGACUGUACUGUUGACCUGCUGCUCAGCAGGGAACUGGCUUCCAUUAUGACCCAUCUCCACCCUAAGGACUGGUUCAACUGGGAACAGGACACAUUAUGACCCACCUCCACCCUUAGGACUGGUUCAACUGGGAACAGGACACAUUAUGGCCCAUCUCCACCCUAAGGACUGGUUCAACUGGGAACAGGACACAUUAUGACCCAUCUCCACCCUAAGGACUGGUUCAACUGUAAUGUAAUGUCAGUGUUUUUUUUCAGUCGAGCAGUGAAUUUCUAACACAGAUUCAACCACAAAGACC
Messenger RNA from Coregonus clupeaformis (lake whitefish), 1552 nucleotides. RefSeq names its product excision repair cross-complementation group 1 (gene ercc1). Gene Ontology annotation, biological process: mitotic recombination; meiotic mismatch repair; nucleotide-excision repair. Lineage: Eukaryota; Metazoa; Chordata; Actinopteri; Salmoniformes; Salmonidae. Bases 77 to 1231 code for a protein of 384 amino acids. The record is from RefSeq and is a predicted model, not a curated record. Gene Ontology annotation, cellular component: nucleus; ERCC4-ERCC1 complex; nucleotide-excision repair factor 1 complex. The transcript has 9 exons. Gene Ontology annotation, molecular function: damaged DNA binding; single-stranded DNA binding.